UUAAUGAUGAAGUAAUUAAUUAAGUUUAUAAAUGGUUGAUGAUCGCGCUCGGUAACAAAUUGUUUUCAUUUAGCGGGAAUUAUGUAAGAAUUAUCUUCAAAAUUUCGAUUAUUAUAAAUAGAAAUGGCGAACUUCACUGAUUUAAUAAAAUAAAAAUAGUCGAUUCAUCUAUGUCAAGUGGAGUCGUUUCGUAAACAAGUAGAAAUAUUGCCAUUCCGCCCAAUAUCACCUUACACGACGCAAGAAAACUGUGACUGGAAGACGCAAUGAUUGACCCGUCCGAACUCGACGAUAUUUUGGAAAGGGCUAACUUUAGCUGCGGGUCCAGUGGGAGUAAGUUGUCCAAUGGGAAAUUUUGUCAAUUGGUGUUUGAUGGGAUUAUGUGCUGGCGGGAGACUCCCGCCGGGGUUUUGGCCAAACAAUCAUGUUCCAACGAGUUUAUCAAAUCCAUCAAAAAAGGUUUGGCCACGAAACAAUGCGACGAAAAUGGGGAUUGGCUGACAAUUAACUCGUCACCUUGGACAAAUUACAGCCAAUGCGGCGGAUUUUACAUUGAAAAAAUCAUAGGGAACGAGACUUCAACUAAUCACACUAUAUAUGACACUUGGAUACCUAUAAUCGAGUAUGUUACCCAAGUGGGGUACGUUUUAUCCACUGUGUCCCUUCUCAUCGCUUUAUUUAUUUUCAUACGUAUCAAGAGGCUUCAUUGUGCCAGAAAUAAGCUCCACAUGCACUUUUUCGGCUCCUUUGUAAUGCGGGCUUUCAUGUCUUUAAUCAAAAUUGGACUAUUCGUUAAAGGAACGGCGCUACCGCAUGAGACGAUUUAUGUGGAUGGAGAACCGGUCUUUAAUAAAACAAAUUACUCAUGGGUGUGCAAAGCCAUCGUGAGCCUCUGGCACUACUUCAUCAUAUCCAACUACACCUUCCUCCUGAUGGAGGGUGCCUACUUGCACAACUUAUUGUUUUUGAAGCUUCUAUCAGAAAACGGGGUGGCGAUUUACUACUGCGUCGGUUGGGGCUUUCCCUUGUUUUUUAUCCUCCCUUGGAUAAUCCUGAAGGCCUUGAACGAAAACAAGUACUGCUGGACAACCCAAUCCAGUAAAUACAUCGCGCUCCUGAUUGACGUUCCCAUAGGACUCACCGUCCUCAUCAACUUCAUUCUGUUUGUACUCAUCAUCCGGAUUUUGUUUGUUAAGCUGACGUCUAUGUACAUGCAGAGGUGGACUCAGUAUCAGAAGCUCGUCCGCGCUAUUUUAAUCCUGGUCCCGCUAUUCGGGAUCCCUUACGCAGUUUCCUUUGUGCUGUCGUUUUAUGUGACGCAAAACCGAACGUUCGAGAUUUUGUGGAUAUUUUUCGACCAGAGUUUUACCGCGUUUCAAGGGCUUUUUGCCAGCUUGGUGUACUGUCUGAUGAACAGCGACGUCCAAGUGGAGGUGGUGCGGAAAUACCGGUUGUUUAAAGAUAGAAACAAUAGGGAGUUCAAGCGGAGGAGUCGCACCAUUUCGCACACCACCCAGAUCGCUCUCGCCGAAGAACUGCAAGAGCUGCCGCAGGGGUUCGGAGACGAGGUCAUUAACAAGACGAGCGACUAUUUUUAAGUUUAUUUAUUGUAGCUUAGGUCCACACAGUAAACUUAAGUAUUUAUUUUCCUCUGAACUAUUACAUAAUCACAGGACAUUAUAUAAAUAUAUAGAAAAUCGCUGAUGGAAAAUCAUAUCAUGCAAUUUAUCCCAAGUAACAAUACUAGUACGGGCUAUUCCUUGGUCUGGUAUUGUAUUUAUAAAUCCAACUAGCUCGCUCAGUAAAAUGAAUUAUGGUCAAAAAUUUUAUUCAAAAACGUAACAACUACAACUAGACUUUCAUAAAAAGUACAAAUUUCCUAAUCAAAAA
Zophobas morio is the source of this 1890-nucleotide messenger RNA. Its product is annotated as parathyroid hormone/parathyroid hormone-related peptide receptor-like. The coding region runs from base 267 to 1598 and encodes 443 amino acids. Gene Ontology annotation, molecular function: peptide hormone binding; G protein-coupled peptide receptor activity. Lineage: Eukaryota; Metazoa; Arthropoda; Insecta; Coleoptera; Tenebrionidae. The transcript is spliced from 5 exons. Gene Ontology annotation, biological process: adenylate cyclase-modulating G protein-coupled receptor signaling pathway; cell surface receptor signaling pathway. The record is from RefSeq and is a predicted model, not a curated record. Gene Ontology annotation, cellular component: plasma membrane.